AUGAUUCCGUGGAGGUCUUUGGAAGUUCCGAACUCAUCCCUGGACACUCCACCGGUCGCUUCGAUGCACGACUACCUGAGUUUCAGUCGUCCGGAAGACGAUUCCGGCUACACAUCAAAUGCCCGAUUGUCAACAGCGUCCGCGUCCUCCCAAGCCAGCACGCCGAGUAUUCUUCGUCGUGGCGCCGCUGCCUGGCGCCGUCCCGGCGCCCGCCAGCGUACCGACAGCACCGCGACAGACCAAAGUGGAUGUGAAGACGACCUCGGGGCGUCCGGCCCGUCGGGUUCGUCGUUGUUGUCGGGAGCCAAGCCUACGGGUUUGAACGUGACCCCCAAGUCUCGGGUGGAUGAUGAGAACUGCGCGCCGCCUUUGCGGCUGAUUGACCCCGAGGGAUUGCGGUCACCCGGCGGUACUCCGAGGACCCCGACGCCGUUUAAGAAGGCCUUGGCGGAACUGGAGAAGAAGGGCGGUCGUGUCACGUUCACGGGUGGAAGUCCGUCGAACCUAGUGGACGAUAUCCACGAGAUAAUCCGGAAGGAGUCGGAGCGAGAACGAACAGGAUGCUCUGUGUCGUCGAGUCGGGGCGGGUCUUACUCUCCGUACACGCGACGAGCUCUCGGAAUGAGCAACAGUCCCAACACGUCACCCAACAACACCCACCACCAGCACCCGUCACUUUCUGGACGCCGUGGUUGUUAUGGCAAGGAGAACAGCGGUUGUUCGCCGCCUAUUAAACGUGCCCGCAAGUCGCUCACUGAGUCGUUGUCUUCGCCGGAGCCCAAGCACCUUGUUGAUCUUCAGUUUCCGCCCAUCUUGACGCCGGAAACUCCGAGUCGGAGCUUUGAUUUGGGACGUGAUGGAGAAUUCACUCCGACUGCACUCCUUCUGAAAGACAACGUAGGAUUUUUGCUGGAUUCUUCUGGUCCGUCACCGAUGACUGGAUUACCUUCUUCUGCGAGAAGAUUCGAUCAGAUGCUUCAAAGACAAGCUGUUUCCUAUGGCCAUCAGAGAACUCAGUCUGUGCAUGGAGAACACCAUGACCCCAAUCAGCAGCAGAAAUCGAUGGACUUCCGUCGUUGGGAGAUGGUGACGUGUGGAAGAACACUGGAGCAGUUGGAAGUUACUGAGCAAGCUCGGCAGAUUAUGAGCAUGAACAACCAGCGGCAGCACGGGUUCCCCGCAUCGGCAGCAUCGUCGCCGGUGCCGACAGCGAUGCCAUCUAGUUCCGGUGAUCAUCCUCCAGUUCUUCGACAGCUGUAGAACCACGUCCUAAUUGGAGGAACCGAGAAAUUGUUCGGAAGAAAGUUUUGCUAGUUUCUGACGCGAAAUAAUUGCGAGUCGUCUGUGUUGUUUUCGAGAAGUGUAGUAUCAUUUUUGAUCCCCAGUAAACUUGGAAAGGAUAGGGGACCUUUUUUUGUGUGUCCAGUUAGCGAGAGAAUCGAGAUUGAAAUUGACCUUCGGACGUCGUUCCGCCAGCGAAAAAUUCAGGCAUAGAGCAUUUUUUUUAAACGCGAAGUUGAUGUUUGAGAGAAAGAGAGGCUAAAGGAGUAGUUUUUUCAUUGAAUUUGAUAAACUUAGUUUGUUCUUGUAAUUUUUCACAGUACUUUUAUAUCAUCUUCGUAUUUUCCGAUCUCGAAAAAUCUCAUGGUUGUGGAGUUUUUUUCCCCCACCGACGGGAUUUCCGAAAAAUCAAGAGCAUUUCUUGUGAUUACAAACGUGGUCUCGCAUAUUUGCAUACCUUUUUGAAUACUACAUCUACCGUCCUGUCGUGAUCUUUUUUUCCUUCGGUUUUUACGGUAAAACGGUGUUGUGCUCGUUGUUCUCCGCCGAUUCGGAAUUGCGUUUUACCUCACAUGGCGUUGGUGUGCGUGGUUUGAAGAUGUAGUAUGACUGAGAAUCGGAUACUUCCACUUGAGCCAAAGGAAGAAUUUUUGGAGCUGAAUGAAGGACGGAUUUUUGUGGGCAAAAGUACUUUUUUGAAGAGCUUUUUCUUGGUUCCUUAGGUUUUUUUUUUCUUUUUUGUUUUUGAAAGAGAGGAUGGAGUACUAUGUUUGUACGAAGGUUUUUGUUACCGGUUUUGAGAAAUUUUCGAGGAGAAAAGGAAUCGAAUUUGGCGUGCUCCAACUUGUGUAAAUCGAUGAAGCUGUUUCUUUUUGGCGUGCUUUUUUGUAUGCCCCACCAACCCACCGUUAUUUUCCCCGAGUUUUUGUGAAGUGUGGAUUUUUUUUUCGGGUCGAAUUAACAACACCGCAUUUAUUUGAAA
Messenger RNA from Notodromas monacha, 2263 nucleotides. The record is from the annotation of a GenBank genome assembly. NCBI's taxonomy places the organism in Eukaryota, Metazoa, Arthropoda, Ostracoda, Podocopida, Cyprididae.